AUGCUUUCGGAAAUUCUAAUAACAAAACUUCUUGAAUCCGAAAAUGUUGAGAAUAGUAACUUGAUUGAAAUAUUGGGAAAUAUUAAGCCUUCGAAAUCGGCAAACACUUCAAUUUCAUCCAUAGUUCGAGGUUUGUUCACUAAGAACAAGAAAUUAUUGUCAUUAUUGAAUACAGUCUCUAUUGAAUUGGCUAACAACAAUGGGAACUCAAUCCAAUUAUUUAAAAAUUUUGUCAAUGAAUUUAUAAUAUGGCUCGAAGAGGAUGGGAUGGUGCUAUUCGAGAAAUACUUAUCCCUUAUUUCUAAUCCAGAAAAUUGCCUUGAAUCUUCGUCCCCUGAAGGUUCGAUAUGCUUUGGUAAACCAAUAUUGAAUUGCUUGAAUUAUAUUAAAUUUAUAAAUGAAUCUCUUCUCAUAUUAAGAAAUCCAUUUAUCGUCGAUAAAUUGUCGAUCUUGAAAGAAAGAGUAGCUGAACUAAUUGACAGCUACCAUGAAUUUUUGGAGGUGAAAUACUUAAACAACAUAAGCUUCAGUGAUGUAAAAUUAUUUUGUGAAACGGACAAAGCCAAUUCAGUACCUAAAUCAAAGAGCUUUGCUAAAGUUUCUAGUUUUUUUAAGAUAGAUCAAAUAGUCGACAGAACUAGAAAUGAAAGCUUUUUUAUAGUUCAAGAUGAACAGAAGCUGGCCAAUAUUGAGUUGAUGCUUUUGAAUUUAUCCGGAACUGAUUAUAAUUCCUUGGCUCUUUUAUCAAUUCCUACUAAUCAGGAUUUACCAAGAUCUUUGAUGUACCCUCCAUUCAGGAUUAAUGAACUUUCUAUUGUUUACAUGAAGUCAUUGAAUCAAAUUUUGUUGAAGUCUAUUAAUUUUUCAUCGAAGCAUAGUUCUAACUCGGUAUCAAUCAGUUGUGAGGACCCCAGAUUAUUGUAUACAUGGUAUAAGAAAUUGGAACGUAUCUUCCCGCUGGAGGAAAGUGAUUCUCCAGUCAGCCAAUACUUUUUGAUCAAUGCAAAUAACGUGUCAAACGAUAUUAGAAUGUCAGGCUUAGGAAUUAAUGUGCUAUCAGACUGCCAGCACAAACAAGAGAUCCACACAAAUGGAAAUAUUAGUAUUUCACAAUCAAAAAAUGGUUCACAUUCGAAUCCUGUGUUCAGCGGAAAUCGCCAUGAGUCGACCACUGACUCGUACAAUCCAGCCUCCACUCAGAAGCCGUUUAAUCCACCUUUCAUGAGCAAGACAAGAAAAUCUUCUAGUUCUUCCAUAAAAUCUAUUGAUUCAACUGAAGCAAUUAAAUUUCAGUAUGACCGUUCGUUAAAUAUCAUAAAUGAGAAUUUAUCUAAAUCAGACUGUAAAAAAGACAGUGGAAUGGGAAAUGUGGAUCCUACGACUCAAUACAUCAAACCCGUGAAACGCAACUUUGUUAAUGCAACAGAUAGUUUGCUUGUUCUGGAGAACGAAAAUAGACCAGUAUCAUCACAGGCUGAAAUCUAUUUUGCAACUCCAGACCCUGGAGACGUAUCUAAAGAAGAAGGUGAUUCCUACAUAAACAAACCCAAUUUAUCUGAUAGUUAUAAGUACCAAUCUAAUCAUAAGUUUUCAUCUGUUCCGGAUUUAUCUAAGUCUGAACCAAAGAAUAAACUUUAUGAGCUAUCAUCUGGGUCAGCUAUUGAUAUUACAAAUUUUGGAAGAAAUCAUAACCCUUCAUUCAGUGUGGAAUAUGGCCUUUCAGGUAUGGGUGCUUUAACAGAACUGGGUAUAAAUGAAAGUUCAGAAGACAUUACAAAGAUGGAAAAGAAUUCAAAGCAGAAAAGAAAAUCUAUAUUUAGUCUCUUCAAGAAACCAUCUAAGAUGCAACUGGCUUCGACUGAUUCUAUUGAUCGCAAGAGUAACAUGGAAUCCCAACUGGACAAUCCGACUAUUAAAAAAGAAAUAACUACAACCGAAGGUGCCAUUAAUCUCAAGGGCUUAAGAAUUGAAACUAAUAUACCAAUAGAUUCUGAGGAUCCAUUGUCACUGGCAUCCGAUAAAUCAUUUUCGCAGACGCCUAAAUCUGCCUUGCCAUCACCUUUUGCCUUACCAUCAUCUACAUCCAUGUAUUUUUUCAAACAGUACAAAAAUGGAUCUAGUGCAACUAUCAAUGGUCAAUCUCAAGAAAAUAUACUGGAUCAAGUAGUAGAUGACGAAGAAGAUCUAAUUAUACCUCAAAAUUUGAAAGAUAUUAUCAAUGAUGACAAGUCAAUUGAUUUCUAUAUCUCUCCUUGUUCCCCAGAAGCAAUGAAGAUUUCAAAAUGGAAGCAAAAGUACGGUAAAUGGGAAAUGAUAACACUUAACCAGAAUUUGUUUUUGAAAAUUGUUAUUAAUUACGACCUCAAUAAAAGUUGGUUAAUUGCUUUUAAAGAAGUUUAUGAUCAAGAGUAUGAUGAAGUUAUUGAUAAGCCAGUAUUAUUAAUGGACAUAAACCCCAAAGUCACAUCUAUUAGACAAUCAUCUGCAUUAGAUUUACAAAUUAAUGCCGUAAAUGCUAUCACUUCAGAAAAGCUAUUGAUUAUGAUUAGAUGUAAAAGUGGAAACAUGUUAGAUGCGAUCAGUACUAAUAUUGAUAAUGUUUUGGGGGUUCUUGCUCAUGCCGGGAAACCCCACAAAUUUGCUUCUUCUAAUGUUAGUUUAUCAUCAUCGAUUAUGGACAUAAAAGACAAACCUAGUAAUUCUUCAACAUUGACUAGCCUUAAUUCCUCUUUAAACAGCGAGGCUAUUAAGCAACCAGGGCAAGGACAAUUACCUGCUGCAAAAUCAAUGUUUUCAUUAAAUUCGGCAGAUAUCACAAAUUCUAAUAUUUUAAGUAAUCCGGAUAAUUCUAAAUUCCUUUUAUUGAACCAAAUGACAAUCAGGUUGCAAAAACAAUUAGAGUCGUAUAAUCUGAUUAGUAACCCAUCGUCAUGGAAAAUAUUGUCGAUGUACACCUUAAGCAUAUACAUGAUAUCCGACAAUUUUACAAACAAAAACUACUAUAAUUUGGCUCUUUCUGGUCCACUGGAGGACGCUCUGGAUUACAACUGGCUAAUCUGCGAGGAAGACAAGUUCAGUCGUAUUGAAAGAAUAGGGAAAGCUGGUUUAUUAAUUAAAGCAACAGAAGAUGAGAUAUAUAUGAUAGAAUGCAGGGGCAAGAAGGAAUUCAAAGCCUUGUUCGAAAUAUUUUGA
Debaryomyces fabryi is the source of this 3192-nucleotide messenger RNA. RefSeq lists its product as uncharacterized. The coding region runs from base 1 to 3192 and encodes 1063 amino acids. The record is from RefSeq and is a predicted model, not a curated record. NCBI's taxonomy places the organism in Eukaryota, Fungi, Ascomycota, Pichiomycetes, Serinales, Debaryomycetaceae. The transcript has a single exon.